GGUAUAGGGACAGGAGCAGGCUUCCAACCAGCAUCAUCACACACCUGAGAACACUCAAAGACUCUGUAGCCAUCCCAUUUUGAAAAUAAACACAUUUUCCUCUUGACUUGACACUAUAAUACAGAGAGAAAGAAGUCAUCCAAGUUUGUGAUUGUGAGAGGGACACCAUGUGGGACUUUACAGAGAUGACACUACUCCUGUCUUUCCUGGUGGCAGUGGCUGUGGCUCAAGGACCCAUCUGGAACAGCUCUCUGUUUAAGAAGUGGAGCCAGACAGAAAGGAGCAGGAAGCUGGCCUACAACACACUGACCGAGCCACAGCAGACCACAGGUGUGACUGAAUGGACGUCCUGGUUCAACAUCGACCAUCCAGGGGGGAAUGGAGACUACGAGCGGUUAGAGGCCAUCCGGUUCUACUACAGGGAGAGGGUGUGUGUCCGGCCUGUGGCCAUGGAGGCCCGCACCACGGACUGGGUAGCAGCAGCAGAGACUGGGGAGGUGACCCACUCCAGCGUAGAGAAGGGCUUCUGGUGCAUCAACAAGGAGCAGCCCUACGGACGCAUCUGCUCCAACUACCACGUCCGCUUCCAGUGCCCACCAGUUCAGGCCUACUGGACAGACUGGGCCACCUGGGGAACCUGCUCUGCUACAGCCUGUAAUGACGUGGGCAUCCAGGUGCGCAAGAGGAAGUGCAUGAGCAUCCAGCCCCUGCCCCUGCUGCUGGUGCCCCCAUGCCAGGGCCAUCACACAGAGAGGGCGGAGUGUGCCACCCCACCAUGCGAAGCCAAGUGGACUCCUUGGAGUUCAUGGGGAGCAUGCUCGGUGACCUGUGGCAAGGGUCGCAGGAUCAGGAGGAGGACCUGUGUGAGAACCUCUGUGACAGUGCAGUGUGUGGGACGAGCGGUGGAAAUCCAGAAAUGUGGGAAAAAUCCAUGCCCCCCACCCAAUUGUAAUCGCGAGUGUCCCAAAGGUCGGCCCAGUGAGGACUGCAGUCGCUGUGUGUGUGAGGGCCACGUGCUCCAGGGAGAGGUCCUCAGUAUGUCCGGUGUCCCUGUAGCGGGGGCCAGGAUAGCGCUGGCCAGCCAGCCCAAGAUCAUCCACGCCCGCACUGACUCCAAGGGCCUCUUCAGACUCCCAAGGGUCUGCUCCAGCUCCCCCACCCAGCUCUACAUUCACAAGGAGAAGUUUGCCCCCAUUACCACCUCCACCUCCAGCAACAGCACUGGGUCAUCCUGGGUACGGGUGGUCCUAAAGUCUGCAGAGAAGCCAUAUGUUGUAAAGCACCCGGAGGACAAAGUACGCUACGAGGGACAGCGUGUGAUGUUGUGCUGCAAGGCAACAGGGUCGCCCAUGCCUGACAAAUACUACUGGUACCACAAUGGGACCCUGCUAGAUAGGAAUGUGUUUAAAUACGAAGAGGAUCUGCUGUUGAGAGGCCUGAAGCCAGAGCAGACUGGACAUUACUACUGUAAAGCCAGCAGCCAAACAGGCAGCAGCAAGUCUUCACAGGCAUUCCUCACUGUUAUCGCUAAAGGCACACCGGCAUGCAACCCCACUCCUGAGAACCACCUCAUCAGACUGCCCAUGGACUGUGUUCAGCCUGGGACGGACUCUAUGUUAUACAACGCCGGCCGCUGCCCCCACAACAAGUGUGCAGGCUCCCUGGACUUUGACCUGCGCUGCAGGGAUGGAGGUGGCUACUGCUGUGGGGUCCAGAAGAUGGAGAGCCGGGUAAUAGACUGUGGGAGCUACAGCCUGCCCAUCAAAGCGGUAACUGAGUGUGGCUGCCAGAAGUGUGUAGUGCCCAAGGUGCUGGUACGUGGCAGGGUGGUCACAGCAGACAACGAUGAACCACUGCGUUUUGGGCACAUGUACAUUGGCAAGGAGAGAGUAGGCACCACAGGGUACAAAGGAGGCUUCACACUCAAUAUAACCCCAGACACAGAGAGGCUAGUAGUCAACUUUGUGGAUCCCACGCAGAAGUUCAUUGACACUCCUAAGGUGUUUAUCUUCGACAGGAGAGGGGGGUCUGUUUACCAUGACGUGAAGGUGAUGAGAAAGCAGGAACCUAUUGAUAUCAAUGCUGGAGAGACAAAUACCAUUGACUUAGGAGAAAUUAAAGGGGAGGACCCUAUUGGACAGAUCGUCAUACCUCCAAAUUCUUUCCACAGGAAUAAUGGGGAGGUGUACAAAGGUACAGUGAAAGCCAGUGUCACCUUCAUUGACCCCAGGAACAUCACCACAGCUGCUGCUGCUCCUGGUGAGCUCAACUUUGUGGACGAUGAGGGUGACAUGCUUCCACUGAGGACAUAUGGGAUGUUUUCUGUUGACUUCAGAGAUGAGGCGAACCAGGAAGUCCUGGGGGCUGGAGCGGUCCAAGUACUCCUAGACACGCAGCACGUCAAAAUGCAAGCUCACAUUCCCAAAAUGAAACUGUGGUCCCUCAACCCAGACACAGGUAUCUGGGAGGAGGAAAGUGACUUUCACUACACUCAGACCACAUCUGGUGGUAAUGGGAGGAGCAAGCGAGAGGAGCGCACUUUCCUCAUAGGUAACAUGGAAAUCAGGGAGCGUCGACUUUUCAACCUGGACGUGCCUGAGAACCGCCGCUGCUACGUCAAAGUGCGGGCGUACAUGAAUGACAAGUUCCUGAACACUGAGCAGCUGGAAGGUGUGGUCAUCAGCCUGAUAAACCUGGAGCCCAAGCCUGGCUUCUCCUCUAACCCCAGAGCAUGGGGUCGCUUUGACAGUGUGAUAACCGGACCCAAUGGAGCCUGCCUGCCAGCCUUCUGUGAUGCCCAGGUGCCUGAUGCUUACACAGCUUAUGUCACAGGAGUUAUGGGUGGUGAAGAGCUGGAGGCAGCUCCCUCAACCCCAAAGAUGAACCCAAACAUCAUUGGAGUGUCUCAGCCAUACUUAGACAAGAUCGACUACCAGCGAUCAGACCACGAUGAUCCAGCUCUCAAGAAAACAGCCUUCAGAAUCAACUUGGCAAAACCCAACCCCAACAAUGUGGAAGAGACCAAUGGACCAAUAUACCCCUAUCAGAGUUUAAUAGACUGUGAAAAUGCUGGAGUCGAUGCCAACCACUUCCGAUUCUUCAGAGUGGAAAAGGACAAAUACGAAUACAAUGUUGUGCCCUUCCAAGAGAACGACUUAACAUCGUGGACGGGUGACUACCACUCCUGGUGGCCCAACCCUCAGGAGUUCAGGGCUUGCUACAUCAAGGUCAAGAUCCAGGGGCAAAAGGAGGUCAUGAUAAGGUCACAGAACCAUGGAGGCACCCACCCUGAGACCGCAGGUCAGCUGUACGGUAUAAGAGACAUCCGCAGCACCCGUGACAUGCAUGUGGCCAACACCUCCGCAGCUUGCCUCGAGUUCAAGUGCAGUGGCAUGCUCUUCGACCAAGCCGCAGUCGACAGGUCCCUCAUAUCAGUCCUCCCACAGGGAAACUGUCGGAGAGUGGGCGUCAACAGCCUGCUAAAGGAGUACCUGACCAAGCACCCCCCUACCUCACCGAACAACGAGUCCCAUGCCUUCAACAUGCUGGGCCCUGUCGACCCCUUGGGGCACAACUAUGGCAUUUACACGGUCACAGACCAGAACCCUAGGGUGGCAAAAGAGAUCGCCAUCGGGCGCUGCUUUGACGGUACCUCUGACGGGUUCUCCAGGGAGAUGAAGUCAGACACUGGAGUUGCUCUGACCUUCAGCUGCCCAGAAAGGACUGUGACCAGGGAGAGUCUCUUCCAACGCCUCCAGACGAACCCCAGCCAGACUCUUUCUCAGAUGGCCCGGGACAUGCGAGAGGCGCAGGGGCUGCAGGUCCGGGGAAGGUCCUCCCGGGUGGUGACCUACCCCUCUGGUUCCAGCAGCCGCAGAUCCAGCUCCUCUACCAGGAGAAGAUCCACGAUGCGUGCACAGGACAGGCAGUAGAUCUGCCGUUAAGUCUUUGGGUUGGAAAUAAAGAAGAUGGAUUCCUCACAACCAAAUAAUGAAAUGUCAAGUUGGGUCAGCUUGGUGAUGUUGGAUGUGAACUUUCUCUGAACAGCACGGUACUCUAUUGAAACAGUAACCAUUCCGGCAAAACCACACGGAGGAGAGAAAUUAAGACAUGUAUUUUCUCUGAAACUUACUUGAAGGGUUUGGCAAUAAAUAUCAAUAUUAAUUUUAUUAUUUGAGAAGAACUACAUUUCUUUAGCUUCCAUCAGUCCAGCAAAGGACAUUCAUUUAAUUGGCGUUAAUAGGCUUUUAUGAAGGAAACGACCAAAUCAAUUUCUGAGAAAUCAAGUUUAUAUUUGGAUUUGUAGCGUUCCACAUUAACCAUUGUGGCCGUCUUUUCUGAUGUCUAUGAUCGCAUGAGUUAUAACCAACUGUAAAAGCCAGUCUAAAUGCUAAACACUUCCUAAUUGGCCAAAGCUUUCCAUUGUACUCACGAGUCCCUCGAAAUCAGAGGAACAUCAGGUCCGAGUGAUCCAGUCUGUUUGUAACAGAGAGUGGGCCCCUUUUAUAGAAACCGGGAAGUAUUCUCUGCCAAGAAGAGGCCUAUUUAAGAUGCAUUGGGGUGCAAGGAAUUAUCGUUCUCUAUUCCACGGACGCGCUUUUUAGUACCCUUGUUUCUAGGUUAAAAAAAAAAUGUUUAGCAUGUCACAUUGCCAACUGCGAUCCAGACAAACUUUACUGUAACUUAACUACAACAUGCAUCAGGACCCUAGCCAAGACAAGCAUCCCUUAACAGAUUUCACCAGUAGACUAAACAGGGCCUGCGGUAUGGGACCUGGGAGAAGAGAUUAUGAGGAAUGACACAAUUAGCUUCAGCCCUCACUUCCCACAAAGUCCCCAAGUACUCAUCCAACACACCUCUGUCUGUUCUUCAACAUCCCUUGUACGUUACUGUCAGGAAUGUAAAAAACAAAACAAAUAAACAACAGACAUGAAAACCCUAUUUAUACAUAGCAGAGAAUUAGCUAGACUAAUUCUGAGACUAUAUUGUUGUUUGGUGUGGGGGGGAUGUCUGUCUUUGUCUCAUGAAGUGCAAUAGCUAUAUUCCAUUUUGACUUGAGAGCCCUUGCAAAUCAUCAUGUGACAAGCCAAUAUACUGUACUUGGUACUGCUGGUAAAUAGGGUAAAUCCUUCAGUAUACAGUGCAUUCGGAAAGUUUUCAGAGCUCUUGACUUUUUCCAUAUUUUGUUAUGUUACAGCCUUAUUGUAAAAUUGAUUAAAUUAAAUUUUUCCUCAUCAAUCUACACACAAUGCCCAAUUAUGACAAAGCAAAAACUGUUUUUUAGAAAUCGCCAUAGAUUUGCAAAUGUAUAAAAAAAUAAAAAAACAUACCUUAUUUACAUAAGUAUUCAGACCCUUUGCGUUGAGACUCGAAAUUGAGCUCAGGUGCAUCCUGUUUCCAUUGAUCAUCCUUCAGAUGUUUCUACAACUUGAUUGGAGUCCACCUGUGGUAAAUUGAAUUGAUUGGACAUGAUUUGGAAAGGCACACACCUGCCUAUUUAAAAUCCCACAGUUGACAGUGCACGUCAGAGCAAAAACCAAACCAUGAGGUUGAAGGAAUUGUCCGUAGAGCAUUGAUACAGGACUGUGUCGAGGCACAGAUCUGGGGAAGGGCACCAAAAAUGUUAUGCAGCAUUGAAGGUCCCCAAGAACAUGGCCUCCAAUCUUAAAUGGUUCCUCUGUGAAGAUGGGAGAACCUUCCAGAAGGACAACCAUCUCUGCAGCACUCCACCAAUCAGGCUAUUAUGGUAGGGUGGCCAGAUGGAAGCCACUCCUCAGUAAAAGGCACAUGACAGCCCGCUUGGAGUUUGCCAAAAAGCACCUAAAGGACUCUCAGACCAUGAGAAACAAGAUUCUCUGGUCUGAUGAAACCAAGAUUGAACACUUUGGCCUGAAUGCCAAGCAUCACAUCUGGAGGAAACCUGGCACCAUCCCUACAGUGAAGCAUGGGGAUGUUUUUCAGCGGCAGGGACUUGGAGACUAGUCAUGAUGGAGGGAAAGAUUAACUGAGCAAAGUACAAAGAGAUCCUUGAUGAAAACCUUCUCCAGUGCGCUCAGGACCUUCCAACAGGACAACGACCCUAAGCACACAUCCUAGACAACACAGGAGUGGCUUUGGGACAAGUCUCUGAAUGUCCUUGAGUGGCUCAGCCAGAGCCUGGACUUGAACCCGAUCGAACAUCUCUGGAAAGAACUGAAAAUAGCUAUGCAGCUUCGCUCCCCAUCCAACCUGACAGAGCUUGAGAGGAUCUGCAGAGACGAAUGGGAGAAACUCCCCAAGCUUGUCGUGUCAUACCUAUGACUCAAGUCUGUUGAAGCACCUUAGGCAGGGAUUACAAAGUACUGAGUGAAGAGUCUGAAUACUUAUGUAAAUAUGAUAUCCGUUUUUUUUGUAAUACAUUUACCAACAUUUAAAAAAAAACGUUUUUGCUUUGUCAUUAUGGGGUACAGUGUGUAGAUUGAUGAGGGGAAACAAACAAUUUAAUCAAUUUUAGAAUAAAGUUUUAAUGUAACAAAAUUUGGAAAAAGUCAAGGGUUCUGAAUACUUUUCGAAUGCACUGUACUUAAGCAAUAAGGCCUGAGGUGGUGUGGUAUAUGGUCAAUAUACCAGGGACAGGGCUGUUCUUAUGCACAACGCAACGCAGAGUGCCUGAAUACAGCCCUUAGCCGUGGUAUAUUGGCAAUAUACCACAAACCCCUGAGGUCCCUUAUUGCUAUUAUAAACUGAUUACCAAGGUACUGUAAUUAGAGCAUUAAAAAUACAAACCUGUGGUAUACAGUCUGAUAUACCAUGGCUUUCAGCCAAUCAGCAAUCAGGGCUCGAACCCCCCCAGUUUAUAAUAAAGAUAUUUAUAAGGGAGCUUGUAGAGGAUUCCUUUGCAUUACAGUGAAUAACCAUAAUUCAAAUGUUAGGUCAUCGUUUUACAUAGUCUGUGUCAAGUAUACUUCGGCAAUCUGCUCUGAUAACGUUUCAUAUCUUGCUGCAUGACUCAUAAACUUUUAGCAUUAAUUGUACAAUCAUAUUUUCAGCUACAGAGAACACAGUACCUUUCCAGAGGGAAAAAUACAUCUCAACUGUACUGUUUUCCAGUAGCAACUAAACAACUUAUUACUAGAGUUAAGUUGCAGACACACCUUAGUCUAUUACAGGACCAAUUCCAUGUGUUUCCCAAUGGGAAAAUACAUUCUGAAAAAAUGAAUCUUUAUUUUAAACAAUCCCUCAGUAGAACCAAUAUUGAGCAUACCAUCUUUCUACCCCUCACUGAGUAUGAGUUUUUGAGGCUCUCCAGUGCUUUGGCUGUACAGUGGCAAGUGGGAAGAUGUUCAAGGAGGCCUAUUUAAUUGGAUUCUGUAAUUGGAGGAAAGUUCCCCAUUGAUAAUAGGUCCAAACUUGUUUAUCUAUGUAGUGGGUGGCUGUGGGUCCCUUCAGACCGUUGGAGAGCUCCUAGAGCUGAACUAAUCCAAACCCAAAUGAGUGUCUGUGGACUACAGAGGCGGCAAACAGGUCUGGCACGUUAUUAUCAGCGCAGUCGUUAAUUAGGAAAUAAAUGACAAAUACUCUUGGGAGCACAUUGAAGAGUUUGACCAAGUCUUUCAUAAAAAGCCAAACAAGUUGAUUUCCAGACUGCUGUUGGAUAUGAUUUAGGCCCAAGAGGUCAAGUCCAUUCAACAUUAAAAUGACCCUACUAUUAAAUUAGCUGAAAAAUCAAAGUGUUUUCUUACAUUUCAGUCAGCAAAACAUAAGCCAAAAAUAGGACAAUUAAAUAGAUGUGCCACAUUUACUUUGAGAUCAAAUAGAUUAUACAAAUCUAUUGUAAAUUGCCUAUGAAGAGCAACAUGUGGAAAUGAUGGUUUAUGGUCCUCUAGUCAUUAUCAAUGACUUCUGCCAUCAUGGGCCUGUUAAACCCUCGUAGCAUGGAGAGUCCACCUAAGCAGAUUGUUGCAGCCGAGUUGCAUCUGUGAUGAUCACUCCCAACUCCUAUUCACCACUGAAUGGUGUCAGAGCUAUUGGGACAACUGGAGGACAUGUAAUACCAAAUAUAUCCAGAGGAGUCAUUUGUGAGAGAAGGAUGAGAUUAUCUUGUGAUAGUUUUUAAUAAGAGGGAGCUGUUGGAGAGAGAAGAAAAAAAAGUGUUCUUUGACCUUGCUGUCAAUCACUUAUCUGAAGCAGAAGCAGUCUGGUAUGGGAGUAGACCAUUUAAAGGCAAAGUGCACUGACAUGUAGAAUGGUGGAUGUUUCAUAGAGAGGCUAUGGGGGGAGGUUGAGAUACAAAGCAAGUCUUAACUGCCAAUGUUACGUAACACAUCAAGUGAGAAAAAUAGUAAGGAAUAUCCAAACAGUCUCUUUGUCUUUCAGAGGAUUUCAAAGUAGAUCUUUAAGAGCUGGAUGACUUUGUUUAAUGAGUUGAAAAUAAUGUUGGGAGUUUCCUAACUCAUAACGAGGAGAAAGAAAGUUUUCCCAUUUCAAAUUUAGAAGCUUAACAAUUUGUGGGGAAAAAAAUGAUUUAUUUUUUAAAUAAAUAAGUAAUAGCCAAAUGACAUGAUUCCCUAUGACUCCAGAUACUGUUUCAGGUUCUAACAAUUCCAAGACAGGCCCAUGCUUCACAAUUCACAUAGGUGAUUAAAUAACAUUUCACAUUUACUCCCGGUUUUCACCAAUUCUCCAUUGCAAUUCAGCAGUCUUGUAUUACUACUCGUCCUGUCGAAUACUAGACACUAUACAGCCCUGCCUUGGCCUCGGGUUGUUUUCCGAGUGUGCUUGUGCCAUCAGCAUGAUGAGUGCAUGCAUCUGUCCUCUCCUGUACUGUCUGGCUGCUCUGAGGGAGACUAACUUACUUUGGAAUAUCCUCUGGUGAAGCGAGCAAUGGAUAUUUCCACCAUUGCCUAGCCUAUAAAGAGAGACUUGUAUAGUUGCCACUGUGCUCUGGGAGAAGUCUUGGGCCCCCAUCAACCCAUUAUAUAAAUCAAUUCCUGAGAAUUCUCUGUAAAUCAUUAUGUAACAUGUAUUGCAUGGCAUUGCCCAUUUGUUUUUCUUUUUCAUAUGCUUUUUAUGUGUAAAUUGUGUAUUGUAUGACAUUUACUAAAUGUAUGAGGAAUUGUAAAUAAACCUUUUGACUUUU
Messenger RNA from Oncorhynchus nerka (sockeye salmon), 9118 nucleotides. Its product is annotated as cartilage intermediate layer protein 1-like. The coding region runs from base 168 to 3932 and encodes 1254 amino acids. The record is from RefSeq and is a predicted model, not a curated record. The transcript is spliced from 10 exons. NCBI's taxonomy places the organism in Eukaryota, Metazoa, Chordata, Actinopteri, Salmoniformes, Salmonidae.